AUGCUGCCUCUGCUGCUGCUCUCUCUUUUCAUCUCUUUUCAUCAAUCCUUCUCUGAAAGCAACAAACAAACAACAACAAAGAGCUGCAAACUGCAUGAGUUCAACACUAACAUGGAAAACUUGGGAAAGGUUGUGCAGGUAAACCAGAAUAAUUAUGAUUGUGUUUAAUGGAUGUAAUGCACCAUCUUUUUCUUUGAACAUGUAGUGAUGAUGGGGAGGCACAUUUUUUUUGCAAUUGUUUUAGUUAUUUAUUUUUUAUCUUUGUUUUGUUAAUGGUGUGUAGUUUUAAAGACGACAUCGGGCUGUGUUUAAAUGUGUCUCAGUUAAUCAUCUUUGAUGUUUUUUGGUGCAUUUUAGGAACGUUUGAAUACUGCAAAAGCAAGAAUCAGCCAAUUUCUGAUCAUAUGUGGCUACUGCUGUGAUUUAUUUUUUCUUUUAAUUUCUCUUUAGGAUUUGCAGAUUUUGCAGAACUGUUCUUUAAACUGCAGCUUGGUUCCUGUUACUGUAAGUUUUUGUGUUAUUUAUUAUUUUUCUUUCACUUGUUUUGGCCUUUGUCCUUUUCUGUCGCUCUUUCUUGGGCGUCUGCCUCUGGACUUUGCCCUUUACCAUUUUCAUGUUUAAAAAAAUAUCUUUUUUAUUUAAUUUAAUUAUUUAAAGUAUUUUAUCUCACCCUCUAUUAUUUCAGUCUUUUUUAUUAGAUAAUUUGCAGUGUUGGAAAAUGAGGCCACUGUAGAGGUACACAAAACUGUAGUUCCUGGAGUGUCCACUAGAUGCUGCCUCUAAAAGCAAGUCAAUCUGUAUUCUGCCUGAUAGGAAAACAGCAAUUUCAAGAGAGGAACUUGACAUGUUUUCAAAAAUGAUUUUAGACUUGAUUAGUGAAGAGGAUAUUUUCUAGACACUGUCUAUUGUCUGGACUUAGAUUUUUGAAUGUGCUUUUAGGAAACCUAAAAAAGUAGACUUAAUCUAAUUACACUUCAAAAUGACAAGGAAGUAAGAGUGAGUACCCAAGGAAAGUGAUUUGUGUGUUGUGUAUUUCACUCUGUGUCGUCACUUUUGCAAUCUUUGUAAUAAUAUGUUUGCGUAUGCAGCUUUAGCACAACUUUACCACAUCCUCUCUGCUGUACCGUUAUCUCAUUUCUGCUCGUAGAUGCUGCAUUAUGUUUUUCAUAUGACCACACGUUUAGAAAGGUAUUUCCUUAAACGAUCUGUUUAUGCUCUUCCAUAGGAUAAAAUGUGUCAGUGUUUCAACCUCAGCUUGUCAGAGGGGGUAAGUUUUUUUUUUUUUGUCGCUGUGUGUUACAGAGAUAGUUAUCAUUCAUAAUGUAAGAUACAGUAAAUGCUCGUCUAGAGGAUCAUGAGAGUCACAGUGGAAAAAUUAUCACGUAUUGGACUAACAAUAGAGGCGUCUCAUCAGGGGUUUCCCUAAGCUGAUAGCUCGGUAAUAAUUUGGGAAAUGAUGAAAGUUAUUGGUAUUAUUUUUGUUUCUACGAAAACAAGAAACUAAACAGUUCAUGGAGUAGGUCAGAUUUAGCUCAGCACAAAGAUCAGAGGCAGAUAAUCAUCAUUUACUGUAUGUUUGCUGGAUUUUCUCAAAUACAUCAUUUUUUAUCCCAGCUAACCCUUUUUAGUCACACACAAUGCAAACUGACAGAGGCAGACCAACAAAUACAUCCAAUCAGGAGUGUUCACAUAUUUUUAUUUGUUGCCUAUAAAAAAGUUUGCUUUAGAGUCAAAGUCAACUGCUGACUCCUGAAGCUUUAAAAAUCUGUGUUGAGGCUAAUCACAAGUGGUGAAACACAUUUAUUGUCAAGCUGUCUUGAACGGCAAACACAUAUUUUACAGAAUCGCAUCUUUUGAGUGACAUUUGUGGAGCCACAUCACCUCUGUGUGAGCGUGAAUGAUCCACUCCAGCACUCCAGUCUAAUAGCGCUGAUUCAGAGGCUGGUGGUGUUUGUGUUUUAUCCUCUGGCGUUGAUCAUUUAUUCAUUUUUAACUUUAACCGCUCAGGCAGCAAUGCAGACUUGGCUUGUCCUGAUGCGUGAACACUGCAUGUGUUCCCAGUGUUCAUGCACAACAAUGUGUCCUUUUAAGCUUGAUCAUUUGAUUGUUUUUUGUCUUUUUUUUGCAUUAUGAUUAACAUGAUGGAUAAGACGCUAUCUCAGACAACAAACAGCACCCUGCACCCUUACAUUAAAUACAUAAAUAAACAGUAAAGUUUAGCUAUGGCAAAAGCUCAGUAUGGGAAUUUAUUCAAUGAACUUAGUUUGAAAAUGUCUAUCUGAAAAUCUCUUGUUUUAUGUCUUCAAAUGUGACUUUGUGUCCCUCAACUUUACAGAGAGCCUCAUCUCUACAAAUUUUUUUGCACAAUUUUUUGACCCAGUGCAACAUCAAUCUUUUUCUAUCAACUAAUAUGAUUAUGUUGUGUGUUCUGGACAGGAGCUGUCUUUCCCCGAGUAUUUCACUAAAGGUUUGAAGUCCUUUUACCUCACAUCGCGUACUGGCCGGACAGCCAUCAAAGACCUGAUCAAGAUACUGGAACGAGGUCUUAAAGGGUGUGAGGUGAGUACUGAUAAAUAUUUGAGUACAAAAAAGUUACAUUUAUUAAUUGUUUUCUGGGUUGUUUACUAUAAUGAGAGUCUGGUGAGGGUGGUGUUAUAUAUAAGGUAAUAGUAAUAUCAGUAUAGUUAUACAUAUAUAUAUAUAUAUAUAUAUAUAUAUAUAUAUAUACACACACACACACACACACACAUAUAUAUAUAUAUAUAUAUAUAUAUAUAUAUAUAUAUAUAUAUAUAAAAAGGUCCCAUGUUCAUUUGCCAUAACAGAGGCCGACAUGCAGACAUUAGUUUAAUCCUUCCCUAGUGCAUGUGGGAUGAGGACAGUAGUCCAGUAAAAUUGGCUAACUGAGCUAACACUUAGCUAGGCGUAACUCUGCAUGUAGAUAGACUGAGAGUCUGUCAUCUUUCCUCUCACUCUCUACUAAUCUGCAGGAGCCUCAUUUGUCAACUAAACUGUCAACAUUGCUUUGUAAUCCUUUAUAUAUACUCCUUUAUAUAUCAGCAUCAGCAUGAUAUAACCUGUCAGAGCGCAGUUUUGAGAAAAAUAUAUUCUUUAAACUUAACUUUUGACUGUAAAGCUUGGCUAACGAAGAGAGUGGGAUUUAUGCCCUUUACUGCAGCUAGGCUGUAGGGGGAGCUCUAAAAGUUUUGGCAUAACUGUAAUGUAAAUGAUAAACAAAUAUAGAUAAUGUGUUGUGCCACUUUAUUAACAUUUGUAUAUUUUCAUUUCCUUUUCUGGUAAAGAUCGGCUCGCUGAAAAUCAAGUAUGAGACUGUCCUCUCACCGAAAAGCUUCUGGAAGAAACUGGAGUCCCUGGCGCGGCAGGUCAACUACAACCGGGCUGUGACCUCCAACUCUAAUCAGUAA
Molecule: messenger RNA, 3425 nt
Organism: Xyrichtys novacula (pearly razorfish)
Lineage: Eukaryota; Metazoa; Chordata; Actinopteri; Labriformes; Labridae
Source: the annotation of a GenBank genome assembly